Messenger RNA from Prorocentrum cordatum, 453 nucleotides. The record is from the annotation of a GenBank genome assembly. Lineage: Eukaryota; Dinophyceae; Prorocentrales; Prorocentraceae.
AGGCCGGCCUGCCGGCCGACGAGGAGGCCGAGGAGGGCGUGGACUGGGGCGAGGCCGCAGGCUGCAGCGACGCCGAGGGUGGCGUUGACGAACCGGCGUCGGAGGCGGGCGCGCCGGGCGAGCCCGCCGCGGUGCACACCGUGCCCGCCGCCCCCGUCGGUGCCGCGGGCGCGGAGGCCGAGCCGGUCGUCGUGGUGUCCAGUGACGACGAGCACGUGUCCGCCAAGCCUGUCGUGCUAGGCGCCUGGCGCACUGCGCGGCGCCGCGCGGGCGCCACCGGGGCCUACGACAUGCCCUCUGGGGCGGAGGGCGUGCUGCUGGGUGGCGGCCUGCUGCCCGCGCCGGGGGGCAGCUGCUCGUCCACGGCGGCGCCGCCGCCCACGCGGGAGGAUGAGGGGGCCGCCCACUGCCCGCCAGGCGUGCGGUUGCUCGAGCGCGGCGAGCUGCGAGGAG